This is a messenger RNA of Micropterus dolomieu (smallmouth bass), 615 nucleotides long. RefSeq names its product guanylyl cyclase-activating protein 2-like. Lineage: Eukaryota; Metazoa; Chordata; Actinopteri; Centrarchiformes; Centrarchidae. The transcript is spliced from 4 exons. The record is from RefSeq and is a predicted model, not a curated record. Gene Ontology annotation, cellular component: cone photoreceptor outer segment; photoreceptor inner segment. Gene Ontology annotation, biological process: visual perception. The coding region runs from base 1 to 573 and encodes 190 amino acids. Gene Ontology annotation, molecular function: calcium sensitive guanylate cyclase activator activity; calcium ion binding.
AUGGGUCAAGCACAGAGUGGUGCAGAUAAGGAAGUGACUCUUCAAAACAUCCAGGAAUUAUACCGUAAGUUUGCAAGUGAAUGUCCAAGUGGAAAUCUGCACUUGCAUGAAUUCAAGAAGAUCUUUGGAAUCAACAGAAACUCUACGGAAGAAGAAGCUGCAUAUGUGGAAAUUGUUUUUCAGUCAUUUGACACAAAUAAGGACGGUAAAAUAGACUUCUUGGAAUAUGUGGCGGCGCUGCAUCUUGUUCUUCGUGGAAAACUCGAGGACAAACUGAAGUGGUCCUUUAAAGUUUAUGACAGAGAUGGAAAUGGCUGUCUGGAUAGACAGGAAGUGAAACACAUUGUCAAAAUCAUCUACAAAAUAAAGAAGCAUAAAGAACCGAGCAUCACAGGGAGCAUCGAAGAUAUUUGUGACAGAAUAUUUGAACUGGUGGACAAGAAUAAUGACAGUCAGAUUUCUUUGGAGGAAUUUAUUGAGGGGGCUGAGAAGGACCCCUGGGUGUUGGAGCAGCUCCAGCUGGACAUCGGGCCUGGUGAUUGGUUCAUUGAACAGCAGGACAAGAAUCCCUGAUUUCAUAAUAUACAGUGUUUAUUUUCAUGACAGAUGAUUGGA